Messenger RNA from Gossypium raimondii (Peruvian cotton), 2784 nucleotides. Its product is annotated as sucrose synthase. Gene Ontology annotation, molecular function: sucrose synthase activity. The transcript has 13 exons. The record is from RefSeq and is a predicted model, not a curated record. NCBI's taxonomy places the organism in Eukaryota, Viridiplantae, Streptophyta, Magnoliopsida, Malvales, Malvaceae. Bases 160 to 2580 code for a protein of 806 amino acids. Gene Ontology annotation, biological process: sucrose metabolic process.
CGUAUAAAAGGCUCACUAGCCUCACCUCUUUCACCAUCCCAUUUCAUUAUUUGCGUUCAUUUGAUUUUCUGGGUUCCCCCCCCCCCCCUUAUUUUUAGUAUCAGCAUUGUCUUUUUUUCUUCUUUAGUUUUGCCUUGUUGAAAGCUCAAGUUCGAAGAAAUGGCUGAGCGUGCUCUCACUCGCGUCCACAGUCUCCGUGAGCGUUUGGAUUCCACACUUACCGCCCACAGGAACGAGAUUUUGGCUUUGCUCUCAAGGAUUGAAGGUAAAGGAAAAGGAAUCCUUCUUCACCAUCAAAUCAUUCUUGAGUUUGAAGCUAUCCCUGAAGAGAACCGAAAGAAAUUAGCUGAUGGUGCAUUUUUUGAAAUACUGAAAGCCAGUCAGGAAGCCAUCGUGUUGCCGCCGUGGGUGGCGCUGGCCGUCCGACCAAGACCUGGUGUUUGGGAGUACAUUAGAGUUAAUGUUCAUGCUCUUGUUGUUGAAGAACUCACUGUUGCUGAGUAUCUUCGUUUCAAGGAAGAGCUUGUUGAUGGAAGUUCAAAUGCAAACUUUGUUUUGGAACUGGAUUUCGAGCCCUUCAACGCGUCGUUCCCUCGCCCGACUCUUUCGAAAUCAAUCGGUAACGGCGUCGAGUUCCUUAAUCGCCACCUUUCGGCCAAACUGUUCCAUGACAAGGAGAGCAUGCACCCUUUGCUUGAAUUCCUGAAAGUCCAUUGUCAUAAGGGCAAGAACAUGAUGUUGAAUGAUAGGAUUCAAAACUUGAAUUCUCUCCAACAUGUUUUGAGGAAGGCAGAGGAGUAUCUUGUUGCGCUGCCGGCUGAGACUUCUUAUGCCGAUUUCGAACACAAGUUCCAGGAGAUUGGUUUGGAGAGAGGGUGGGGUGAUACAGCUGAGCGUGUGCUCGAGAUGAUCCAACUCCUUUUGGAUCUUCUCGAGGCACCCGAUCCUUGCACCCUUGAGAAGUUCCUCGGGAGAAUUCCCAUGGUGUUCAAUGUCGUGAUUCUUACACCUCACGGUUACUUUGCUCAGGACAAUGUUUUGGGGUAUCCCGACACCGGUGGCCAGGUUGUUUACAUCUUGGAUCAAGUCCGUGCCUUGGAGAACGAAAUGCUCAACCGUAUCAAGCAACAAGGACUCAAUAUUACCCCUCGUAUUCUCAUCAUUACUCGACUUCUCCCUGAUGCCGUGGGAACAACUUGCGGUCAACGGCUCGAGAAAGUAUACGGGACGGAGUACUCGGAUAUUCUUCGGAUACCCUUCAGAACAGAGAAGGGAAUCGUACGUAGAUGGAUCUCGAGAUUUGAAGUCUGGCCUUACUUGGAAACUUACACUGAGGAUGUUGCUCAUGAGAUUUCAAAAGAGUUGCAAGGCAAGCCCGAUUUAAUCAUCGGAAACUACAGUGAUGGUAAUAUCGUCGCCUCCUUGCUGGCACAUAAGUUGGGAGUUACACAGUGUACGAUUGCCCACGCUUUGGAGAAGACAAAGUAUCCAGAUUCCGACAUCUACUGGAAGAAGCUCGAGGAUAAAUAUCAUUUCUCCUGCCAAUUUACAGCUGAUCUUUUCGCUAUGAACCAUACGGAUUUCAUCAUCACCAGUACCUUCCAAGAAAUUGCCGGAAGCAAGGACACUGUUGGUCAAUACGAGAGUCACACUGCUUUCACUCUUCCUGGUCUCUACCGUGUUGUUCACGGAAUUGACGUGUUUGAUCCUAAAUUCAACAUUGUGUCCCCUGGUGCCGACAUGAGCAUAUACUACCCUUACACCGAGGAGAAGAAGAGGUUGAAGCAUUUCCAUUCCGAGAUCGAACAACUUCUUUACAGCAAAGUUGAAAAUGAAGAGCACUGGUGUGUGCUAAACGACCGCAACAAGCCAAUUCUAUUUACAAUGGCAAGGCUGGAUCGUGUUAAGAAUUUAAGUGGACUUGUUGAAUGGUACGGGAAGAAUGCUAAGUUGCGUGAAUUGGUUAACCUUGUAGUUGUCGGUGGAGAUCGGAGAAAAGAGUCCAAGGAUUUGGAAGAGAAGGCUGAGAUGAAGAAGAUGUUCGAGCUCAUUGAGAAGUACAAGCUGAACGGUCAGUUCAGAUGGAUAUCAUCCCAAAUGAACAGAGUUAGGAACGGUGAACUUUACCGUUACAUUUGUGACACAAAGGGUGCCUUCGUACAACCCGCAUUAUAUGAAGCCUUUGGGUUGACUGUCGUUGAGGCCAUGACUUGUGGUUUGCCGACAUUCGCAACUUGCAAUGGUGGACCUGCCGAGAUUAUCGUUCACGGUAAAUCCGGCUUCAACAUUGAUCCUUACCACGGCGACCAAGCUGCUGAGAUCCUUGUCGACUUCUUCGAGAAAUGCAAGACAGACCCAUCUUACUGGACCAAAAUCUCUGAGGGAGGUUUGAAACGUAUCGAAGAGAAGUACACAUGGAAAAUUUACUCUGAGAGACUAUUAACCUUGACCGGUGUCUACGGGUUCUGGAAGCAUGUGUCCAACCUCGACCGCCUCGAGAGCCGUCGUUACCUUGAGAUGUUUUACGCUCUUAAGUACCGUAAGCUGGCCGAAUCGGUACCUUUGGCAGUUGAAGAGUAAAUUGAAGUUGCCGGGGAAAGAACUGGGAGGGAUUUCCGAGUUCUUGAGAAUAAUCUUUGUUGUUUUGGCAUUUUGAUCCAACUCUUUUGUUUUCUCUUUUCUUUAAUGUGUAUUUGUUUUUGUUCAUGUUUUGGGCAUUGUUUCAACAUCUGGGCGUUGAGCCCAUCAAUUCUAGUAAAGUAAAACAUGGCAACUUUUGCUUCA